CCAAUUUGGCAACCCGAGUAUCCGAGUUAACUUUUCCAUCCAUUCGUACAUCUUUCGCCUAUUCGCGUUCCAAGUGCUCUCGAGUUGUUUUAUCGUCUGCAAAAUCUGUUUUUCUGGAUAACUAAAUUCACUUUUACUGAAAAAAGAUGCUGCUUUGGUUUAUUGUGAUGUAACGGAAAAUGGGUGUACCAAGUAUCGAAGAACGAAAUACUGAGACUUGUUGCUUGAGUCCUAAGAUAUACCAAGCCCCAGACGACAUGGACUCAUCACUAGAAUUUCCACGCAAGAAGAAGAUGUUUGCUUCUUCGAGUUUCUACGAAGAACCAAACUGUAUCUAUCCGACAGUGGAAGAACAAGUCAAACUGUGCCGAAAAAUCGCCGAAUCACUCUCAGAUGACUGUAACCUGAAAUCAAAGGGCGCCAAUAUGUUUUUUAAAAGAGUUAAAAAGGCUGAAAAGUGGAUUGUUGCCGAAUCUAAUGCUAAAAUUGAAGAGAAUAACCAAGAUACCAAUAAAGACCCAACGAAAAUGCCUUACGUUAGACCUAGCAAGGAACUGCCAAAGCUGAAACUGAUUCUUGCUCCGAGACCUAUAAUCGACAUGAAGACACUUCUGAAACAAGGUGUGGACAUUGUAGAGCAUAAUGCUGUCAGCCCUGAAGUUUGUCACGACAUAGUCAAGGACCUAAAUUCUCCCACGGGAAAAGGUGCUCAGCUCUUUGCUAAAAGAAAGAAGAAAAGUUGCGAAUGGGUUGUAGAUGAGGACAAGGUUAAACAUUUACUGCAAGAACGCUAUCAUAUCAGUUAUCCAUCUCCUGAACCUCCCACAGAGCCUUUAGUUCAUCCAAGAGUGAGAGCCCUGUCCGAAAUCAAUUCACAAACUGUGGCUGAAUCCGUGAUCCGUGCGGCAGAGGCCAAAAUCAUGACUUAUCCUAAUGCUGUUCCUCAUGUACCAGUUAUUCACUCCUUGGAUAGAGUUGACAGUGUGGAAAGUACAAAUCUGUCAUUGCAGUCUUCUGUUCAGAGUACGACAUUCAACCGGCCAGGCUCGCGGACAUCAGAUCCUUUGAAAUACAGUAUUCCCAAGGGUUGGACGGGUGCAACAACGUCCUUUUUGGAAGCACAAUCUGCCCAGCCUGCACAAGAAUCAUUUUUGAACCUAGGAGCUUCUCCUAUUCCUGCCAAACGAUCCCUUGAAGUCACCAGUCCCAUUAGAAGAAGUCAGAGCUUUAGGGAUUUCAAUUCCUCGCCUAGAGCUUGGAAUGCUGAAAUUCCAAACAAGUUCAAGCCUGCAGCCAUCAAACCUGUUAAGCCACCAUCAGUUUUGGUGCAGUAGCAAGCUAUUUGCUGAAGCGCAUAUAUGUAAUGUACUUUGUAUAUUGAUGAAAACUUUUGAAAACCUUGAGGAAUUUUUUUUCUUGAAAUGUAAGGAAUACAUUUCUUAUGUGAGAUUUAUUUCUUUCAAGUAUUCGUCGCAUAAAUACAAAUACUUGAACAGAGUGUGGAUCUCUUGUAAAAGUAGAGCUUUUUUUUUAAUUGCUCGAUACUUUGUGUAUAUGAAGCUUUGAUUUUGAUUUGAACGUGGAAUAAUGAUUUCAUUGAAGCAUUCAGAACAUUUUGUUAACCCUUUAGAUAUAUAUCGUAGACACAAGUUUUGAACAAAGAGAGUUUCAGCCUUAUUUUUCCAACCAUUGAACUUCAUAUUUAUAUAAUAUUUAUUUUAUGAAAAUAAAAAAAAAAUAUAUCUUUGUUCUAAAAAAAAUUUAAAAAUUGCUAUUCUUUACUGAUACAUUAUAGCUAUCAAAGUUCUAAAUGAAAUGUAAGAGAUGUUAUAAGAAUUUUAAAUUACAAUAAUGAAUAAAAUUUCAGAACAUUAGUUAUAAAUAUUUAUUUAAAUUGGAUAUUUAAAGCAAAUUAUAAAAUGAAUUGUUUCAAAUUAUCAAAAAAUAUUUCAUUGUACAACAGGCAUCCAAUAUAAUAUCAAAAUUAUUGAAAUCUGACUAAAAUUUAGUUGAACAUCAUUGUGGAUUAUGUGUAAAUUUUUGAAAAGAAAAUGUUCAGGUAUUCUUUGCACUGAUUACGAAAUAAAACUGUUUAAAAAAAUUACAAGCUAUAAAGAUAAUUUCUAAUUUUGAAAGUAUUUUUCCUAAACAAAGAUACAAUAUAAAGGUUGAUAUUCGCAAUUCAAAUUAAUUCAUUUUUUUAUAUAUUGUUACUGAAAUUUUUAAAGUUUUACUAAGGAGUGUUGACUGAUUUUAUGCUGAGAAAAAUUUUCUCUCUUUGUAAUAAAAUAUCGUUUUAUUA
Molecule: messenger RNA, 2302 nt
Organism: Argiope bruennichi
Lineage: Eukaryota; Metazoa; Arthropoda; Arachnida; Araneae; Araneidae
Exons: 6
Coding region: 180-1334 (384 amino acids)
Biological process (GO): positive regulation of actin filament bundle assembly
Cellular component (GO): actin cytoskeleton; Z disc; nucleus
Molecular function (GO): actin binding
Source: RefSeq, a predicted model, not a curated record